UAUUAGGACAAAUAUCGAGUUCGAAAAUUCUCGGAUGCUUAUUGGAUGGAAAGAAAGUGCGCGAAAAUGUACAUCCGGUACCUAGUCCAACCCGAACAGCCCGAACUUGAUCUGCACCAUGGAAUCUGUCAGGGAUACAUGUUUACGAACAGCAGAAGAUGUCUUGGAUACGUUGCAACUGGCUAACAUCGAUGAGGCAGAUUUAAAUGGCAUAACACAAAUUUUACAAUUUACUCCAAAUAGUAAUAAGAAUUCUGAUAUUAAAUUAUUGGAAUUGGAUACUCAUUUAUUGAAUGUACUUAAUGAAGGAGACUGCUUAUCAUUUUGUGGUGAAAAGCAUGAACCUGCAGUACUGUGCACCAAAGACAGAACAUAUGAUAUAAAGGAAGCAGAAACAUCAAAUUCCUGGAUGUUGGUACCAAACUUUAAAUUUGCAGAAGAAACACAAAGCAAUGAGAGAAUUAUAGAGAGACGAGAUGUAAAAGGAAUCUACCAUACAUAUUUUGAAGUUCACAAUUGCAAACCUAAAUUGAGCAAGCUACUAGUGGUACUUGAACCUUCAUCAUUCAAAGGAAUGGAGUAUGAGCAAAAUCUGGAUCGAGGCACUUUGUAUGAUUGGCAUAGACUUAAGAGUGAAAUACAAGCCAGUGAAGAGGAGCUAAAAAGGGCACUGACUGAUUAUAUGAUCAUUAAUAUCGACGGCUAUUUCCGUCUAAUAUCUUUCGAAUAUGAAGCCAGAGCCCUUACACUAAUGUUGGAUCUCAUAGAUGAAAAUUCUUGGGAACUCGAUGACAUUGACAAGGAUGUUACAUAUGAAUCUUUAAAAGAACUUAUUCCUUGGCCUGUUUUCGAAGGAUUAUUUAAUGCCUAUACAGAAGUCAGUGAAAAAACUAAAAGCGACGGGACAUCCUUGUACAGAUACAAUGAAGAGAAAACAUGCAAGUUUCUCGCCAAAGUAUUAUUGGCUGCUUGUCCAAAAAAUGAUUACAAAGAAUUUAUGGAGGCAUGGCGUAUAGGAACACCUGAAAAUAUGGAACCAAAGGAGUCAUAUCUCAGCGGAGUAGCGCUGAUUAUAUAUAACAGUUCAAAAACAAGGAAAGAGGUGAUAUCAUUCCCCUCCGUAAAUCUAUCAGAUAACAUAAACACAAGAUUUAGCGAGCUCUUUAAAGUAAAAGACAAGUGGACUAUCGAUGAAAUAACACCUUACGUAUCAGGUCUAACAACAGACAAAUUAAAUGUUAAUGCUCUUUUAACCAAAUACACGAGGUGUUCAAAAGUUAAUGGAAUUAAAUAUUAUAGUACGAAACAUGGUAAAUAAAAA
Cephus cinctus (wheat stem sawfly) is the source of this 1321-nucleotide messenger RNA. Its product is annotated as sister chromatid cohesion protein DCC1. Gene Ontology annotation, cellular component: nucleus; Ctf18 RFC-like complex; chromosome, centromeric region. The transcript is spliced from 8 exons. Lineage: Eukaryota; Metazoa; Arthropoda; Insecta; Hymenoptera; Cephidae. The record is from RefSeq and is a predicted model, not a curated record. Gene Ontology annotation, biological process: maintenance of mitotic sister chromatid cohesion; mitotic sister chromatid cohesion. The coding region runs from base 119 to 1318 and encodes 399 amino acids.